This is a messenger RNA of Plasmodium relictum, 2802 nucleotides long. RefSeq names its product translation initiation factor IF-2, putative. The record is from RefSeq and is a predicted model, not a curated record. Gene Ontology annotation, molecular function: translation initiation factor activity; GTPase activity; GTP binding. The transcript has a single exon. NCBI's taxonomy places the organism in Eukaryota, Apicomplexa, Aconoidasida, Haemosporida, Plasmodiidae. The coding region runs from base 1 to 2802 and encodes 933 amino acids.
AUGAGUAAGAAUAAAAAAGGAAAAAAAAAGGAUGAUUUAGACGCAAUUUUAGCUGAAUUCGGAAUAGAUGAAAAAAGAGAAGAUGAAUUAAAUGAACAAAAAAAUGAAGAAGAAAAUGAAGUGACAAAAAUUUCAAAAUCCAAAAAAAAAAAAGAAAAAUUAAAACAAAAAAAAGAACAGAUGAAAAAUAAAGAAAAUGAAGAAAAAAAAGAAGAAAAUCAAGAAAAUAACGUAGAAAUGGAAAAACCAUUGGAUGAUAAAAUAAAAGAAGGGGAAAAUGUAGCGGAGGUUAAUGAUGAUGCAAUUAAAAAAAAUAAAAAAAAAAAAAAAAAAGAAAAAGAAAAAGAAAAAGAAAAGGAAAAAAAAUCUGCAGCUGUAUCAGAAAUUGCAAAAGCUGCUGCAGAAAGAUUACGUUUGAUAAAAGAAUACGAGGAAAAAAAAAAGGAAGAAGAAAGAUUAAAAAGAGAAGAAGAAGAAGCAAGAAUUAAAAAAGAAGAAGAAGAAAAGGAAAGAAAAAGAUUAGCUAAAUUAGAAAAGAAAAUGCAAUUAAAAAAAGAAGGAAAAUUACUAAGUGCAAAAGCUAAAGAAGAAAAAAAAAAAAAAGAAUUAUAUUUAAAAACUUUAAAAGAAGCAGGUGUAUUAGUGGAGCCUAAAGAAAAGGCAAAAGCAGAAGUUAUAAACUUUGAUAUUAAUAAAACAAAGUUACUUUUAAAAAAAAAAAAAAAUAAGCCAACCACUAAUAAUAAUGCAGAAGAAAAAAAUAAGCAGUUAUUAAAUAAUGAAAAGGAGAAUAAGGAAGAAAAUAAAGGGAAUGAGAAAGAAGAAAAAGAAGUAGUAUUGGAUGAUUGGGAAGAUUUUCUAAACAUAGAUGAAGAAAAUAAAAAAGAUAAAGAAGAAUAUGAAAAGAAAGAAAAAGAUAAAGAAAAAAGAGAAAAUAAGGUUGGAACUAAUGCAAAGAAAAAUGCAAAUCAAAAAAAUGAAAUGUUAACUAGAAAAGGAAAAAAAAAAAUAGAAAAUGAUACUGAUGAUUGUAGUGAAUAUAGAUCAGCAAUAGUAUGUAUAUUAGGUCAUGUAGAUACAGGAAAAACUAAAUUGUUAGAUAAAUUGAGACAUACUAAUGUUCAAGAUAAUGAAGCAGGAGGUAUAACACAACAAAUAGGAGCAACGUUUUUUCCAAGAGAUGUAUUAGAAAAAGAGAUAAAAAAGAUUGACGAAAACAUAAAGUGUUUAUCAAAAGGAAUAAUGAUAAUUGAUACUCCAGGGCAUGAGUCUUUUUAUAAUUUAAGAAAAAGAGGAUCUUCUUUAUGUGACAUAGCAAUUUUAGUAAUUGAUUUAAUGCAUGGAUUAGAACAACAAACUAAAGAAUCUAUUCAAAUAUUAAAACAAAGAAAUUGUCCUUUUGUAAUUGCAUUAAAUAAAAUUGAUAGAUUGUACAUGUGGAAUAAAAAUGAUUGGUCUCCUUUUAAUAAUACUUUUAAGAAACAAAAGCAAGAUACUCAAGAUGAAUUUUAUGACAGAUUGAGACAAAUAUUAAUUCAACUGUCAGAACAAGGUUUAAAUUGUCAAUUAUAUUGGGAAAAUACUAAUCCCCGUAAAACUGUAUCUAUUGUCCCUACUAGUGCUAUAACAGGAGAAGGAAUAGCCGAUUUAAUUAUGAUUUUAGUAAAGUUAACUCAAAGUUUUAUGCUAAAAAAUAUUCAAUAUCAUGAUAAAUUAGAAUGUACUGUUCUAGAAGUAAAAAAUAUUGAAGGCUUAGGUACUACAAUAGAUGUAAUAUUAACAAAUGGAAUAUUAAGAGAAUCAGAUACAAUCGUAUUAUGUGGAAUGAAUGGUCCCAUUGUCACUGUAAUAAGAGCAUUAUUAACACCUCAGCCUUUAAAAGAAUUAAGAAUAAAAAAUGAAUAUAUUCAUCACAAAAUGAUAAAAGCAUGUAUUGGAGUUAAAAUAUCUGCAAAUAAUUUAGAAGAAGUUUUAUGCGGUACUUCAUUAUUUGUUGCUAAUAAUACUGAAGAAAUUGAGGAGUAUAAAAAAAAAGUUAUGACUGAUAUGUCAGAUGUAUUCAGUCAUGUAGAUAAAACAGGUGUUGGUUUAUAUGUUAUGGCUAGCACAUUAGGAUCAUUAGAAGCUUUACUUAUAUUUUUGAAUGAUUCUAAAAUUCCUGUUUUUUCUGUUAAUAUUGGAACAGUACAAAAGAAGGAUGUUAAAAAAGCUAGUAUUAUGAGAGAAAAAGGAAGACCUGAGUAUUCUGUCAUUUUAGCUUUUGAUGUAAAGAUAGAUCCAGAAGCAGAAAAAGAAGCUGCCAUAUUAGGAGUAGAAAUUAUGCAGAAAGAUAUUAUUUAUCAUUUAUUUGAUGCUUUCACUAGUUAUUUAAAAAAAAUAGAAGAAGAAAAGAAACAAAGCAAAAUGACUGAUGCUAUAUUUCCAUGUGAAUUAUCCAUCAUUAAUGAUUGCAUUUUUAAUAAAAAAGACCCAAUUGUAAUGGGUGUUAAAAUUGAUAGUGGAAUUUUGAAAAUUGGUACUCCUCUUUAUAUACCUGAAAAAAAUCUAAAAAUUGGUAAUGUUGUCAGUUUAGAAUCAAAUAAAAAAAGUUGUGAUAGAGCCAGAAAAGGAGAAGAAGUAUGCAUUAAAAUAUGUGGAGAACCUCAUGUAACAUAUGGUAGACAUUUUGAUUUUAAUCAAAAAAUUUAUAGUAAAAUUACAAGAGAAAGCAUUGAUGUUUUAAAAGAAUAUUUUAGAAAUGAGUUAACAAUGGAAGAUUGGAAACUUGUAGUUCAACUUAAAAAAAUUUUUGAUAUCAUUUAA